Messenger RNA from Mus caroli (Ryukyu mouse), 5001 nucleotides. It is a transcript of the gene Guf1, whose product is annotated as GTP binding elongation factor GUF1. Gene Ontology annotation, biological process: positive regulation of translation. Gene Ontology annotation, molecular function: GTP binding; mitochondrial ribosome binding; GTPase activity. The record is from RefSeq and is a predicted model, not a curated record. Gene Ontology annotation, cellular component: mitochondrion. NCBI's taxonomy places the organism in Eukaryota, Metazoa, Chordata, Mammalia, Rodentia, Muridae.
GACGCGACCUGCAGGCGACGCGUUUGCUUUGCGUCAGGCCUGGGUGUCGGUCGGUGUCGGCUCAGGCCUGAGCGCGACCCUGACUUUGUGGUCUCCGUGGCCGGUCGGGUCCUGGGCCGCCGCCGGAGCAUGUGGGCGCUCGUGGGGCGGGCUCUCGCGCCGUGGGCCGCCGGGGCCCGGCACGCGGCUGCCUCGGAGCCCAGAGCCGCCUGCAGGCUCUUCAGCGCGGCCGAGCUCAAGGAGAAACCUGACAUGUCUAGAUUUCCUGUUGAAGACAUUAGAAAUUUCAGUAUCAUUGCACAUGUGGAUCAUGGCAAAAGCACUUUAGCUGACAGGCUCCUGGAGCUAACAGGUACAAUUGAUAAGACGAAGAAAAAUAAGCAGGUUCUUGAUAAAUUACAAGUAGAGCGAGAAAGAGGAAUCACUGUGAAGGCACAGACAGCCUCUCUGUUUUACAGCUUUGGAGGGAAACAGUACCUUUUAAAUCUCAUCGACACACCAGGCCACGUUGAUUUUAGUUAUGAAGUGUCCAGGUCACUGUCUGCAUGCCAAGGUGUUUUACUGGUAGUCGAUGCAAAUGAGGGUAUUCAAGCUCAAACUGUAGCCAACUUCUUCCUUGCUUUUGAAGCACAGCUGUCAGUAAUUCCAGUUAUCAAUAAGAUAGAUCUGAAGAAUGCUGACCCUGAAAGGGUGGGAAAGCAGAUUGAAAAAGUAUUUGAUAUCCCUAGUGAGGAGUGUAUUAAGAUAUCCGCGAAACUUGGGACAAACGUUGACAGUGUGCUUCAGGCAGUCAUUGAACGAAUACCUCCUCCAAAAGUCCAUCGUGAAAACCCACUGAAAGCUUUGGUAUUUGAUUCCACCUUUGACCAGUACAGAGGUGUGAUAGCCAAUAUAGCACUGUUUGAUGGAGUGGUUUCCAAGGGAGAUAAAAUUGUAUCUGCACAUACUAAAAAAGCAUAUGAAGUCAAUGAAGUAGGCAUUUUGAAUCCUAAUGAACAGCCAACUCAUAAAUUAUAUGCAGGACAGGUGGGCUUUCUGAUUGCUGGGAUGAAAGAUGUCACUGAAGCACAAAUAGGAGACACAUUACAUUUACAUAAUCAUCCAGUGGAGCCCUUGCCUGGCUUUAAAUCAGCGAAACCAAUGGUAUUUGCAGGAGUGUACCCUAUAGACCAAUCUGAAUACAAUAACCUGAAGAGUGCUAUAGAAAAACUGACCUUAAAUGACUCAAGUGUGACAGUGCAUCGGGAUAGUAGUCUGGCCCUGGGUGCUGGCUGGAGGUUGGGAUUUCUUGGACUUUUACAUAUGGAGGUUUUCAACCAGCGACUAGAGCAAGAAUAUAAUGCUUCUGUCAUUUUGACGACCCCAACUGUUCCAUACAAAGCUGUGCUUUCCUCUGCAAAAUUAAUAAAGGAAUAUAAAGAGAAGGAAAUCACAAUCAUCAACCCUGCACAGUUCCCCGAGAAGUCCAAAGUAACAGAAUAUUUGGAACCUGUUGUUUUGGGCACUGUUAUUACACCGACUGAGUACACUGGAAAAAUAAUGGCUCUUUGUCAGGCACGAAGAGCAAUUCAGAAGAAUAUGACUUUUAUUGAUGAAAAUAGAGUUAUGCUUAAAUAUCUCUUCCCUUUGAAUGAAAUUGUGGUAGAUUUUUAUGACUCUUUGAAGUCUCUCUCUUCUGGAUAUGCAAGUUUUGAUUAUGAAGAUGCUGGUUACCAGGCUGCAGAACUAGUUAAAAUGGAUAUUCUGCUGAAUGGAAAUAUGGUGGAAGAGCUUGUAACUGUGGUCCAUAGAGAGAAAGCCUACACUGUUGGCAAAAGCAUAUGUGAACGCCUGAAGGAGUCUCUUCCCAGACAGCUGUAUGAGAUAGCAAUUCAAGCUGCUGUUGGGAGCAAAGUUAUUGCAAGAGAAACAGUGAAAGCCUACAGAAAAAAUGUUUUGGCAAAAUGUUAUGGUGGUGAUAUUACCCGGAAAAUGAAACUUCUGAAGAGACAGUCCGAAGGGAAAAAGAAGCUGAGGAAGAUUGGCAACAUUGAGAUUCCAAAAGACGCUUUCAUAAAAGUCCUGAAAACCCAGCCUAAUAAAUGACUCAAGGGCAGCAGGCGUUCUCUGUUCCUUCUAACUUAUAGUGACAGCAGAAUGAAAACUCUAAGAUGCAUAUUACUUUCAGGGUCUUCAACUAUGACCUGCUUCAGUGGUUCUCAACCUUCCCAAUGAUGCCACCCUUUAAUAUAGUUCCUCAUGUUGUGGUGACCCCAGACAUAGAAUUAUUUUUGUUGCUACUUCAUAACCUUAAUUUUGCUACUUUUAUGGAUCAUAAUGUAAAUAUACUAAUGUAAAAUGAGUAUGUCUGAUAUGCAACCUCUGUGAAAGGGUUGUUGGACCCUAGCUGAGAAGUGCUGACUUGUUGGUAGAGAAGAGGUUAAAUGUAUGCUACAGUGCUUAUUCUCUCUUUCACUAGUAAUCUCCACAGAAUUCCUUACCUAUCUUUAAGACUGAGAUUAUAUUGCUACACUGCCUCACAGGUAACUUUGGAAAUUGAAGGAGGUUAAUACAUUUUAAAUAUUCAUGAGGGGCAAGCAGAGUAUGUUAUACAUUUAAUCACAGUGAAUUUUAAACUUUCCUUAUACUUUUUUGUUUUUUGUUUUUAGUGUCUUGAGACAGAGUUCUGCCAUGUAGCAUGGCUAGCCCAAUGUCUUAAGUAGGGGUUUACUGCUGUUUUGAGACACCAAUGACUACAGCAACUCUUAGAAAGGAAAACAUUUAUUUCUUUGGGGCUGGCUUAUCCUUUUAAAGGUUUAGUCCAUUAUUGUCAGAGUGAGAAGCACGGCAGUGUGCAGGUAGACAUGGUGCUGGAGAAGUGGCUGACAGUUCUACAUUUUAAUGUACAGGCAGCAGCAGGAGACUGUCACACCAAGCCUAGCUUGAGCAUAUGAGACCUCAAAGCUCGCUUCUACAGGGACACAGUGCCAUUCCCCCUAAUAGUACCAUUCCCUGUAGGCCAAGCAUUCACACAUGAGUCUUUGGGGAGCAUUUCUGCUCAAACCACCACAUACCUCAAACUUGUGACCAUCUUUCCACCUCAGCCUUCUCAUUGUUGGGAUUUUACAGCCAUUUGCUACUGUCUUCAACUUUGCGCGGGCUUUCUUACAGACGCUAAGAGGAGCCCUAAUUACAUCAAGUAGCAACUUUCUGGAAUCACCUUGUGUACAGUUUUUAGCUCAAACGCUUUAUCUGAUAUAUGACUUGCUUUUUAAGAAAGAGACUCAAUGUAUUACUAGACAUUUGUUCUGGAUUUUUAUGCCUAUACAUUGAAUCAAGAUUUCUGUAUCUUGCUUUUGAUAUUAUGAAUACAUUCCUGCAAAAUGACAUAAUUUGAUAUUAGCAGCAGCUGUUAAUAAAUUAGAAGCUAUUAACUAAACAGACCUAAAUGACAGCUAAUAAAUGGAUUAGUUUCAUGUUCAUAACAAACUGAAAAAUACAUGACUCCAAGAAAAAGUCUUGAUACUGGAUUUUAUUUUCUGCCGUCUAUCUUGAGCAUGACAUAAAUCUGGUAGCAAAAAAGGUUACAGAUGAGUCUUAGCAUUUUGAUGGGAUUUUAAAGUGAGGAUUUAUAAGUUAGGUAGCCUUAGUUUAUCCUAUUACAUAAACCAUCUCACUUCUCCCAGCUUGAUUUGCUAGGUAUAAAAUAAGUUCCCACCACAGUAUCUUUUUAAAAUGGCAAUAUAUUUGAAACUAAGACAAUGCAAUUGUUAAAAUGUUGUUCUUACAUUAUUGCUAAGGGGAAGUAAAAAACUGGUGCAAUCUCUACCAUGUAGUGCUUGAGCUACUUAAGAUAUGGGCUAUUCUUUAACCCAUAAUUCCUUACGAAUUAACGUACUAACAGGAGAAAACAUUUGCUAGGCUGAAUUUUGAGUUACAUAACUUGAGCUUAUUCCUUCGGGUUCUAGAAUCACAAUUUGUAUAGUCAUAUGACAAAAAUAUAAUUGCCACUUAAUAAAUGGGUUGCCAGUGUGCUGAGUUAAAUACACUUUUUUCAGUCUCCGUAACAGCAGAGGGUAAGAUGCUGCCACUUAUAUCCCCUGGUGACAGAAGCUAAAUGUUGGUUUUGCUUCAAAGACAAAGAUCAUUGCUACAUCUGACUUAUCUUCAGUGGUUUCUAAGCUUCUUAAUAGUAUAUCACAGUAAGUUAGGAUGCUACAGUGAUCAGGGAAGUGCUGAGGAGAGACACUGUGAGACAGCAUUAGUGCUAGAAUGAAAAAGAUCUUUUUUUAGACCUUUGGAGCAGAGGGAAUGAAUGGUACAUCAGAAGAGACCUUAAACUUUACAUGAUGAUGCUAAACAGCCAAAGAUGGGGUAAUCUUGAGUAAACAUGUUAGUGUUAAAAUCAUUAUUGCAGGAUGGAUGCUACUGACUUGUUAACUAAAAUGUUAAGAGCAUAAGGACCCCUUGAGCAAAUUGAUUAUGAUUCUGCCAGGUAUUUUUCUAAGCAGAAUGUAAUGAUGUAGUGUGACUAUAUGUCUAUUAUAGGGCGAAAGAGAGGAAGAACACCAGUAAGGCUAACUUCUACUUUGUGGGGUACCUGUCUGAAUGAUGUACCAGUUUUAAUACUAAGUAGGGAGGCAGAAUAGCCUAAGAGAGAUUUAGAACUCAUCUUAAUUUUAGAAUAGUCCAUAGUAUUCCUAUGUGGUGUUCUUCAGCAGGCUAUUGGAAAUGUGAAUUUGAAGGUCAGAAGACAGAUCAUAGUGCAAUGAAUCCAAAGAGGUUCCAGGAUAUAUAUUUAAGUGCUCGGGGAUGUGAAACCCUGUUGUGUGGGGCUUCUCAGCUUCCAGUAAUUUGUAUAGCACCUUUAUACUUCCAUGGUUGUUUGAUAUCUAUCUAAUAUAUAUGCAUAUGCAUUUUAAUAUUUAUGCAUUAUAUAUAUUUAUGUAUGUAUAUUUGGCUUAGUUUCAUGAAUAACAGCUAUUAAGACAUAACUGGGAAUUAAAGCACCAUUGUUGGUGA